Messenger RNA from Nematolebias whitei (Rio pearlfish), 1005 nucleotides. RefSeq names its product secretory carrier-associated membrane protein 1. The record is from RefSeq and is a predicted model, not a curated record. Gene Ontology annotation, biological process: protein transport. The transcript is spliced from 9 exons. Gene Ontology annotation, cellular component: trans-Golgi network membrane; recycling endosome membrane. The coding region runs from base 1 to 999 and encodes 332 amino acids. NCBI's taxonomy places the organism in Eukaryota, Metazoa, Chordata, Actinopteri, Cyprinodontiformes, Rivulidae.
AUGCCCGAAGCACCUCCCCAAGGAGGCAUCCAGGGAGCAUCUGAUCCAUCAGUGCAACAAGUACAGCGGAGCACCCCUGCAGGGCUGGAGGAGUACAACCCAUUCACUGACGCCAGGCCGACACCUACAGUUAUGGCGCCUAAGACGGCAGGCCCCACGGUCAGCACACAGCCGGCCAUCAUGAAACCCACAGAGGAGCCUUCGGCCUACUCACAGCCUCAGACACAGGAGUCGUCACAAGCUGCUGCCGAGCUGCUGAAGAGGCAGGAGGAGCUGGAGAGGAAGGCCGCAGAGUUGGACCGCCGGGAGAGAGAGCUGCAGUCCCUCAGUGCUUCAGGAGGCAGGAGGAACAACUGGCCCCCCCUCCCACAGAACUCCCCCGUGGGUCCUUGUUUCUACCACGACAUCAGCGUGGACAUCCCUGUAGAGUUCCAGAAGACGGUUAAAGUCAUGUACUACCUGUGGAUGAUGCACUCUGGGACGCUGCUGGCCAACAUGGUGGGCUGCCUGGCCUGGUUCUGUGUGGACCCGUCCCGUGGAGUGGACCUGGGUCUGUCCAUCCUCUGGCUGCUGCUCUUCACUCCGUGUGCGUUUGUGUGUUGGUACCAACCUAUUUACGGAGCCUUCAGGAGCGACAGCUCGUUCAGAUUCUUUGUCUUCUUCUUCGUGUACAUCUGUCAGUUUGGGGUUUACGUCAUGCAGUGCAUCGGCAUCACUAGUUGGGGAGCAAGUGGUUGGAUUUCUGCUCUGACCGCUCUGAACAGAAGCGUCCCAGUCGGCAUCUUGAUGAUCAUCAUUGCAGCGCUCUUCACCUCCCUGGCUGUCCUCGCCCUCAUCAUGUUUAAAAAGGUCCACAUGCUGUACCGGACCACCGGCGCCAGCUUUGAGAAGGCCCAGCAGGAGUUCGCCACCGGCGUCAUGUCCAACAAGACGGUCCAGACGGCUGCUGCCAACGCUGCCUCCACCGCUGCUCAAGGAGCCUUCAAAGAGCAGAUCUGACAGUUC